AUGGUUCGAGAUACUGCUUCCAUCUUGUUUUUGAACGCUGAAGCGCAAACUUCAAUAAGUUUUGCUGAGAAUAUUUUUACUAGUGAUCAUUUAUCCGUUAAUUUCGAUAGAAACUUAUCAAUUAAAAAAAAACAGUUACUUCAGAUUCAACAAAUUAGAAGAAUUUUACUUGAUGUAUCAAGACGAAACCACGGUGCUGACGUAAACACCUAUUACAGUUGGGCCAGCCGUUCGUUGGAGAUGUUUGAAGACAUCAAACAUCUUCACCAGUGUCUCUACAACAAAAAUGCACCAUUCCAACUGCUACCUACCAAAUGUGGCAAUAGAUUGGUUGACGAGGGAGAAGAUUGUGACUGCGGUAAAUUUCCUGAUGACCUGGAGAUGUCUGUAGGUCAAAGAAAUAUGAGUGCGACGAAGAAGAUAUACUUGAAGAAAUCAUCAUCUCCGGCAAUAAGAAACCUUUCAAAGUCUCUACAGAAUAAACGACGGCGUAGCAUUGGACAGAGAAACCUGGGCAAUAGCCUGGGUAGAUUGUAA
This is a messenger RNA of Helobdella robusta, 537 nucleotides long. RefSeq lists its product as hypothetical. The transcript is spliced from 4 exons. Lineage: Eukaryota; Metazoa; Annelida; Clitellata; Rhynchobdellida; Glossiphoniidae. The record is from RefSeq and is a predicted model, not a curated record. Bases 1 to 537 code for a protein of 178 amino acids.